AUGGCCGGGAUGGAGUGUACACCAGUUUCGGACGCUGGCAUGGAGUACCAUGACCAGGUCAUAGACAACCUGGGGGUGUCCAAGCGGCUGGGCAACUCUGUUUUGUCGGAGCUUGAUCUGCGAGCCACCGAUAAAGCUUCGAGUUUAGGUCCCCGAUUCGAAGAUGCACAACCACAUACCGCCGCCUGUGAUCGAUUUGAGAUCAUGCAUCAGACUGAGUUUGGUGCCAUGCAGUCCAUUGGGAGCCACUAUGCUGCGCACAAGUACCCGGUGGCCGAAACUUCUGGUAUUUCGCAGGGUGCAACGGAUGAGGGAGGCUCUGCAGGGGAGGACGAAAUACCCGGUACUCCAAAGCGGGCACCAGAACAAAAUUUACAGAGUUCCAACAAGCGUCUACGGGACCGCAAUGGCAAAUCACGCGAAAGCGAUAGCUUUGUGUUCAGCCCGGUUUCAGACAUAACCAGAAGAAUACGAAGACUUCGAGUAAGAAAUCAGACUCCCAGGGAAAAUAGAAGCAAUGUCAAUCGCGUACGAAAUACACCGCUGAGCGGGGUUCCUCCCCCAAAGAUCUCCUUCGACCGGCAGCAGGCUACUUUUGCCAAACCUACAUUCACAUCAAUAAACCGGGAGACAAGACCUGGGGCCAUAUUUUCGAAGCUCAAAAAGCCGGACUCGAAACCAAACAAGUUCGCGCCUCCUUCAACGCCCUCGCCCGCACCGCCACUCCCCCAAUUAUCAUCUAGAAGCGCCGAACUGCUAAGAGCAAAAGAUUCUACGAAAAUCAAAGACAAGGCUACCAAAAAUUCUCCUAGCACAGCGCACAACUCGGUCUUCCAGCGGCUCUACGAGCAGACUACUAUCUCGAGGUCGAACUCAAGCAAUACAAUCGCAACACAAAAAAAAACAAUUCGUAAAUCACAAACCAUGAAGAACCUGCGGCAAGAAAGCCGGCAAGACACUUCACCCACGCCAACGCCUGUCACAUCGUCAGUAACGCGAUCCAAAUCCAGUUACACGCUCUCCACCAGAGACAAGUCCAAUGAAAAGAUACCCAGGAGCACAAGUACUAGCAUGAGUAGGCCAGUGUGGAGGUGA
Messenger RNA from Lachancea thermotolerans CBS 6340, 1095 nucleotides. It is a transcript of the gene SHE1, whose product is annotated as She1p. NCBI's taxonomy places the organism in Eukaryota, Fungi, Ascomycota, Saccharomycetes, Saccharomycetales, Saccharomycetaceae. Gene Ontology annotation, cellular component: microtubule cytoskeleton. Gene Ontology annotation, molecular function: microtubule binding. The record is from RefSeq and is a predicted model, not a curated record. The coding region runs from base 1 to 1095 and encodes 364 amino acids. The transcript has a single exon.